Nelumbo nucifera (sacred lotus) is the source of this 1511-nucleotide messenger RNA. Its product is annotated as heavy metal-associated isoprenylated plant protein 35-like. The record is from RefSeq and is a predicted model, not a curated record. Lineage: Eukaryota; Viridiplantae; Streptophyta; Magnoliopsida; Proteales; Nelumbonaceae. Gene Ontology annotation, molecular function: metal ion binding.
CCCCGACCUCCACCUCGCCCCACAAGGACUCGCCUUUAACUCUUCCUUUCUCUAAAAUUCUGAGCUUUGAGCGAUCUCUCUUUCUCUCAACUCUCAUUGUCAUUGCUUCUCCUCUUAGCACCUCUCAACACCAACGCUUCUUCUUCUUCUUCUUCUUCUUCUCUCUGAAGCUCUGAGAUGGCAACAGCAGCAACUGAAGAAGUUUCAGAACCCCUGAAAUAUAAGACCCAUAUCUUGAAGGUAUCCAUCCAUUGUGAAGGCUGCAAGAGAAAGGUCAAGAAGGUUCUACAGAGCAUCGAAGGUGUUUAUACCGUAACUAUCGAUUUGCAGAAACACAAAGUUGUAGUGAAUGGAAACAUUGACGCUGAGACCCUGAUCAAGAAACUGCAGAAAACAGGGAAGCACGCAGAGCUUUGGCCUGAAAAAGCUGAGAAAAAGGAUAAGAAAUCUGGGAAAUCGAAGAAAAACGAGCAGCAAAAUGACUCAAAAAGCAAUGAAAACGGCAGCCCUGACGGCCAAAAGAAACCAACACCAACAGAGGACGUGGAAGCAAAACCCACGUCCGAUAAAACUACUGAAAAUGGAGCUACCGUCAAAACUAACGAAGGGGGAAGCGCAACACCCGCCAAAAAUGGUGGCGCCGGGCAAAACAAAGAACCGAAGUCCGACGGAAAGAAGCAGGAAAACUCGCAGUCGCAGGCGGUGGACCAGUCUCCGAUUCCGUCGGCAUCGACGGAAGAAAAGGGCGGUAAUUGUGAUGGGCCCGCCAAGAAAAGCGGUGGUGGGGAAAAUGGUGGCAAUGGGGGUAAAAAGAAAAAAAAGAAAGGGCAAAAGGUUAAUUUUGUGGAGAACGGAGGUGAAACCGCCGGGGACACACCGACGACCAGCUCUCCGACUCCUACGGCUAGUCCUAUUCCUAAUGCCGCAGCCGCAGCCGCAGCCAUUCCUCCAAGUAAUACGGGUCCCACUAAUCCGUCGACGAAUCUCAUCCCUCCACGCCAGCACGUAUAUUCGUACGUACCAUAUACUCAUAUGCCCCAACCUGUAUACGCCGUAAGUUACAAUACGGCGUAUCCGUCGUCUAGCUCUGCUGCGUCUUACUACGUACCCCUGGCACCAGCGCAGUACACGUAUACGUAUACUGACGCAGGGUAUUAUGAUGCCCCACCACCGCCACCACCAUCUGAUUCCUUCGAGAUGUUUAGCGAUGAGAAUCCAAAUGGAUGCAUGAUCAUGUGAUGUAUUCGUCGAAAAUCGACGUGGACAUCCACGGUACUUAGGUUAUAGUUAUAUUAGUUUGUAUGAGUGGGUUGGGUUUGGUUGGGGGGUAAUUUUGUAAAAAUGUACAUAAAGAAGGAAUUGUAGGGACUAGGGACCUGGUUAUGUUUGGCCGUUCGGGGCGAAUGGGUUUGCACUUUGUAGGGUUGUUCACUUGUUUGGUUAACAGAGGUACUAGCUUUGUACUUUGUGAUGCCUAGAACUAGUCGUUUUUGCAUUUUCAGGAUUUCAAA